UUCCUUUGUUGUGAGCAGUGGCAGGGACUGGUGGCUCGAGGAGACGCCGGCGCAGCAGAGACAGCGGGUCGCCGCUCGGGCCGCUUCCAGCCUGCGCCGAGAGGUAAUUCAGAAGUUUCUCAAGAGCGAGUUGAAGGUGUGUUUUGGAAAGCUGUGUGGACACUUAAACAACACAAGUAUUUUGCCUGGGGCUUUGGUCAAACAAAUGCUGAGAAGACACAUAAAGAAGAGCCCUAGGAGCCAUUUCUCAACAAUUAUAUAGUAAACUGCUAUAACAAUGGUACUAAUAUUGGGACGCAGACUAAAUAGAGAGGAUCUUGGGGUGCGUGAUUCGCCAGCAACUAAGCGAAAAGUUUUUGAAAUGGACCCCAAAUCUCUGACAGGUCAUGAGUAUUUUGACUUCUCUUCAGGAUCAUCCCAUGCUGAGAACAUACUCCAGAUAUUUAAUGAGUUCCGAGACAGCCGCCUAUUCACAGAUGUUAUCAUCUGUGUGGAAGGAAAAGAGUUCCCGUGCCAUCGAGCUGUUCUCUCAGCCUGUAGCAGCUACUUCAGAGCCAUGUUCUGUAAUGACCACAGGGAGAGCCGAGAAAUGCUGGUUGAGAUCAAUGGCAUUUUAGCUGAAGCUAUGGAGUGCUUUUUGCAGUAUGUGUACACUGGGAAGGUGAAGAUCACAACAGAGAAUGUCCAGUAUCUCUUUGAAACCUCCAGCCUCUUUCAGAUCAGUGUUCUCCGGGACGCGUGUGCCAAAUUCUUAGAGGAGCAGCUUGAUCCUUGCAAUUGCUUAGGAAUCCAGCGUUUUGCAGACACCCACUCACUCAAGACUCUCUUCACAAAAUGCAAGACCUUUGCAUUACAGACGUUUGAGGAUGUGUCCCAGCAUGAAGAAUUUCUUGAGCUUGACAAAGAUGAACUUAUUGAUUAUAUCUGCAGUGAUGAGCUUGUGAUUGGCAAAGAAGAGAUGGUUUUCGAGGCUGUCAUGCGCUGGGUCUACCGGGCCGUUGAUCUGCGAAGACCACUGUUACAUGAGCUGCUGACGCAUGUCAGGCUCCCUCUCUUACAUCCUAACUACUUUGUUCAGACAGUUGAGGUGGACCAGUUGAUCCAGAAUUCCCCUGAGUGUUAUCAGUUGCUUCAUGAAGCAAGACGGUACCACAUACUCGGCAAUGAAAUGAUGUCUCCAAGGACUAGGCCACGCAGGUCAACUGGCUAUUCAGAGGUGAUAGUUGUGGUUGGAGGCUGUGAACGAGCUGGAGGAUUUAAUCUUCCCUACACUGAGUGCUAUGAUCCAGUAACAGGAGAGUGGAAGUCCUUGGCCAAGCUUCCAGAAUUUACUAAAUCAGAGUAUGCUGUCUGUGCACUGAGGAAUGAUAUUCUUGUUUCAGGUGGAAGAAUCAACAGCCGCGAUGUCUGGAUUUAUAACUCACAGUUAAAUAUCUGGAUCAGAGUUGCUUCCCUAAAUAAAGGCAGGUGGCGUCACAAGAUGGCUGUCCUUCUUGGUAAAGUGUAUGUUGUUGGAGGCUAUGAUGGGCAAAACAGACUUAGCAGUGUAGAGUGUUACGAUUCCUUUUCAAAUCGCUGGACAGAAGUUGCUCCACUUAAGGAAGCAGUAAGCUCUCCUGCAGUGACGAGCUGUAUAGGAAAAUUGUUUGUGAUUGGUGGAGGACCAGAUGAUAACACUUGUUCUGAUAAGGUUCAAUCUUAUGAUCCAGAAACCAAUUCUUGGCUACUUCGUGCAGCUAUCCCAAUCGCCAAGAGGUGCAUAACAGCUGUCUCUUUAAACAACCUGAUCUACGUUGCUGGUGGACUGACCAAGGCAGUGUAUUGUUAUGAUCCAGUUGAAGACUACUGGAUGCACGUGCAAAACACGUUCAGCCGACAGGAAAACUGUGGAAUGUCUGUGUGUAAUGGUAAAAUCUAUAUCCUGGGUGGAAGACGGGAAAAUGGAGAAGCCACAGACACUAUUCUCUGUUACGAUCCUGCGACAAGUAUCAUUACAGGGGUAGCUGCAAUGCCCAGACCAGUAUCCUAUCAUGGCUGUGUAACUAUUCAUAGAUACAAUGAGAAAUGCUUUAAGCUCUAAAACCCAGGAUACCUCGCACAAGAAGCCACGCCAAUCCAAGAGGAAAAUUUAAAAAAACUACCAAGUGAGAAUGACUCUCCUUUGUGCCCUAUGCAAAAAGAAAAAAAAAGAAAUAAUCCUGAUGCCUUUCUGCCUAAAACAUCAAUAUUUCAAGCUGCAAUAAAUCCUUUCCUGUAAUUGGGGUUUUUAAAUAAUGGUGGUUAAAGCCAGGCCAGUACACAUCUUUAAUCCCAGCACCCAGAAGACAAAGGCAGGUGGAUUUCUGAGUUUGAACCCAGCCUGGUCUACAUAACAAGUUCUAGGCCAGCAAGAGCUACAGAAGAAGACCUUGUCUUUUAAAAAAAAAAAAUAAUUUGGCCUAUGAGUAUACUUUUGCAUCUUUGAAAAACUAUGUAGGGUAGGAAAUGAUACCCAGCUGUAAACUUCUUAGGGAUUUGUGAACCAUCUUAGGAUGUUUAUUUCUUUUUUUGUCAAUUAUGUAGAGAAAAUUGCGUGACUGAAUCUUCAUUUAGAUUGACUUGCCUGAUGUUGAAAAUGUUUAGAAUUCAGUGUGAGAGGAAGAAAUGAGUUUUAAAUAUCGCUGUCACUGACUUUAUCCAUACUGGUUAAUUUCACUGAAACUUUUUGGGUUUUGUUUUCUUAAUUGUAAAAAUGAAGUGGCAAAUCAGCUGCCAUAAAAUACCAAAUUUUAUGACUUUAUAGACUGUUCUCUGCUAUUAAAUACUUUUUUGUGGGCUUAUGUAGGAUAUAAAAGUAAGGAGAUUUAAAUUACACAUUAAUUCCUAAGGAAAAAUUAAAAUAACUAUAAAGAAAAAUAAUGUGAUCCACUUUGGUUCUCAGGGUAUUUAAUGAUCUUCUGUGAGUCCACUAACAAAGUUCUUCCCUUCAAACUAAUAGAGGAGCUGAAAUCCCUUUUAUAAAGCCAUGCAGGUAGUACAUACCUGUAUUUAGGAUCUGUAUCCCAGCCAUGGUAGUAAUACACCUCUAUCCGGAAUCUGGAAGGUACAUCCAAAGAAACCAAAUUAAGGCUGAAGGUUUGGCUCAGUGUUUAAGAACACUUACUACUCUUUCAGGGAACCAGGUUUGGCUCCCGUCCAUAUCCAGUGGCUCAGAAAGACCUGUAAUUCUAGUUACAGGGAAUCUAGUACCCAGUGACAACUACAGGCACACGGUACACAUACAUUCACACAGGCACACGUAAAUAAAUAAAUCUUAAGAAAACAAAAAUGUGUUUUGUAAUACUGCUGUAAGGAAAAUAAGAGCAGGUUUGCUCUCUACCCCCAGCAGAGUUUGACCUUACUAGUGCAAUGCUUUGCUGAGUACCUCCCUGCCUCCUUGUAAGUAGCUUACCAGUCUAGGAAUGACUACUGAUUCCUUAGAAGCCUACAGCAGAGCCCACUCUUCUCACUGGGGCCACUUGUUCAUAAGUUAGCUGAGCCACUCUGGCCAGCAACAGUUCCCAGUCUUCUGAGAGAAAUCUCUUAUUUGGGAGCCUUUGUAUAAAGUAUUGAUCAACAUUUUCAAUUUUCUAUCAAAUUUUUUUCUAGUUUUUCACCUCCAUCUUAUAAAACUGACCAGUUUUCCAAAGGAAAUAUGAAAGUUUUUCUUAGAAAUAUAAGUGGAUACAGCAGGAACUAAUAUGAUUAGUUAUUGUAACUUCCAUGUGGACGGAUAAGGAUUUACAAGGCUGUAGGCUGUAGGAGGUAGUUUGCUGUGUUUAACUUCCCAGUCACCAUUGUCUCUCAUGCUAUAAUAUACUCCUUGUUGGUAAUAAUAAUAUCAUUAGAGUUCUGUUCAAAUCAAAAGCCUACCAUUGGCAAACUCUUUCUUCCUCAUCUUAGGAAAAUCAAAGCAUUUUGUAUGAGGCAUUCUUAAUUGGAAUUUAAAUUUUGAGAAAAAUGUUAAAAAGUUCACUUAAGAAAUUGUUUUCAAGUCAUAAAUUUCAAAUGAUGGGCUAACUGUAGAAGCAAUUCAGAAAACAGUUAUCUGUCAUUUGAGACGCAGUUACAUGUGCAACUGAGAGUAUUUGUACUAUAAUUUCAUCUGCAUUAUACUUUGGAUAAUGGGAACUAUUUAGUUCAGAAAUUCAUAAUAGUAAAGUGUGUGAACAAAAGUGUUUUGUAAAUGCUUAGGAAUCUAUAAAUGAUAAUUGUUAUUCUAGUGUAUAAUUGUAAGACCAUGUCUUCAUAAAUAUGUCAUAUAAAAGACUUACUUAAAGUAAAUUUGUAUUUUAGUAUUUUUGUCUAUUGUAAAAGUAUUAUCUACAUGUAUUUUGUAAUGUUUAUCUUUCAUAUAUCCUUGUGUUUAUUGUAAUUAAUUGGAAAAAAGAUCCUGAAAAUCAGAAUUUAUUUAAACAAAUUAGUCUUUCUUUAUGUAAUUUAAAACCACAUAAAUUGAGUAGUUGCAAAUUAUGUUAAAGGUCACUACAAAGUAUCUUGAGUCCUAGACAAUAACUUGUUAAAGCUACCCAAAUGAUAUUUUAACUACCAUUAAUGACUUAUCUUUCUUCACUAAUUAUUGACAGAUAAUGGUAGUAAGCCCUGGUUUAAGAAAAACAGGGUAUGAUUAGUAUAUUAAAAGGGAUAUAGCAACCAUCUCGGUGUCAGACUAUAUUCAGUCUGCCAUCCCGUAAUUGGCAGAGUUUCUUUUGAUAGGUGAUGUUUAUAUGAGCCUCUAAGUUGGUAUUUGUAUGUGUUUAUAUGUAGAUAGUAUAGUUAUGUACAUACAUCACAAGUACCCAAUGAUUUUUGCAGUUUAAUUGUCAGAAAUAUAAAGUAAAAUAUUAGUUGAUUAUAUUCAGUUCAUUUGGAUAAGCCUAAAUUUGAACACUUCUAGAGUACUCAUUGCUAUUGAGACAGGAUUUCUGUAGCCUGUGCUAGCCUCAAACUCUUGGCAUUUCUUUGCCCUCUGAGUGCUGUGUUAGUAGUGGGAGCCAGCACCAGUUUUCUAAAUAAUCAUUUCACCUGAAAGUGCAGAUGUGGUCACGAGGACCUAUGCACCUGCAUAACAGCAGUUACGAGGUCAGGAAGCAGACCUGGAGAGGAGUUUGCAGAAGCCAGUUGGAAAGAACUGGAAGGUCUGUUUUGUGGAUCAACAGAAAAUUACAGUUGGUUUUUGUGUGUAUUUUUUCAUGAACUUGAAUCCUUUUACAAGUCUUCUCCAUGCAUGCGACAAGGUGGUUGUACUUCCUCCUCUUCUCCUGCACUGUCCCCACUGACUUUACUAACAGGUAGGAAUUGGAUUUUCAGUAGCCAUUUGUCAUAGAUUGAGAUCCACGUGUUUACUCCAUUUGAAUCAGGUUUAAAAAGAUGUAAAUGCUCAGGGAGGGCAUUAACUUGUCAUUGUUGCCUGUUUGGGGUGUGCAAAGUGCUUUCACUCAUGCCAUUCAGUUGAUGACUCUAGACUAAAAUUUUUCAGAAGCUUCAUACAUGGCAGUGGUUGAACAUUCAUUCUACUUAGAAGGAUGACAAUGCUUUGUGAACUGAUACAUUCUCCUGGCAAAUAUGAAUUGUUUAUGUAUCUGCUGUCAGACUCCCAUUUUGAAACUCAGGAAAGACAAAGGUGGUUUUCCUACUUUUGUCAGUGUCCAAACUGGGUAUGUGCUGCUUUUUCUUGAUCUGACAAUAUAUUUUUAAAAAUCACUCAGAGCCCAUAUACAGAGAGAGGAAGGGAGGUGAAUUAUUUGUGUGUGCCUUAACAUCUUGAAAUUUAUUUGUGAAAAGGAUACAUACUCCAUACUUUAUGUGGUACCAAGUGAUAAGUUAAUGUCUAGAGGCUUCUGUGGACUGCCUUGUUUCAUAAGUCAGCCCAAGAUAAUACUAGUUAAUGUGAUUUGGCCUUGCUAAACUUAGUGUUGGCAUAUAGCUGAGUAUGGUGGCAAUGCCUUUAAUUCCAGCCCUUGGGAGGUAGAGGCAGGAGGAUCAGGAGAAUCCUAGGAUGGCAUGGCUACAGAGCCAGUUUGAGGCCAGCCUUGGUCACAUGAAAUCUCAUGACAAAAAUACUAAUGGAGUUGGUUGAUAGUAUGCAAAAAGCUAGAAUUACAUUACUUCACCCAGCAUUAUGUUAAAUAAUUAAUGCAUACCACAUAACCAGAAUGAAGCAGUUUUCUGACCUUUAAGGUCUAACUAGCUAAUAAACAUGCUUACUGCCACAUCUAGCUCUAGGCAUCAAAAACCACUCCCAGGACUGUAAACUAAUGAUGCCAGAGGUAUUUCAAAAUAUGUUAGCCAUUUUAAAGUGUUUCAUUGGUAAGCGGGUUGGGGAGAUGGUUCAGCAGUUAGGAGCACUAGCACAUGCUGCUCUUGCAGAGGAUCUGGGUCUAUAACUACAGUUCCUGGAGUUCCAAUACCCUCUGACUUCCACAGGCACCAGGCACACAUGGUAUACAUACAUUAUACGCAAACAGUCAUAGUUCAGGCACAACAACACUCAUACACACAAAAAUAAAUGAUAUCAUUAAAACAUAUAUGAACCUUUUACACUUUGUGAUUGCCUUAAAUAUUAAACAAUGUAGUGCUAAAGAUGAUAAUAAGUUUUUAGAAAAUGAAGUCAUAACUUUAUUGUUCCAAAGAAGUUUUAUUUUAAUGUUUGUGCCUUAAGCUUCCCAGUGCCAUUUCAGUCUGAUAAAUCUUAGCACACAUAAACUUCAUAACUGUUUCUUGUGUCAUAAAUGUAUUUUUGUUGUUUGGGCUUUUAUUUUUUACUUUUUGUUAGGUUUUGAGGGUCUGGUUUGGUUAUAUCUUUUGAGUCAGGGUCAUAUAUAGUCUAGGCUGGCCUAUAUUGAGUGAAUCAGGGUCAUGUGUAGCUCAGGCUGGCCUAGGACUCUGUUUUGCUAAAGAUGAUCUUGAAUUCCAGUCAUUCUGUCUGUAUCUCCAAAGGACUCGGAUGAUAGCAUGUGCCACCACCCCUGGCUGGGUGUGUUUUUGUCUGUGGGGUGAGUGGGUUUAUUGGAUGGUUGGUUGGUUGGUUGGUUUAAUGUAGCCCUGGCUAACCUGGAACUCAGUAUAUUGCUGGGCUAACUUUGAGCUAGUGGCAGUCCUGCCUCUGUCCCUGAAUGCUAGGAUUGUAAGCUUGGGCCACCACUCCCAGCUGUUCCGAAAUGCCAACUGUGAAAUUGCUUGGCAGAAAGAGGAUGUUAAAUAAGGUUGUUGCUUGGAGUUUUACAUUUUUAACUUUUGGUACCUAGGUGCUUUUUAAAAUACUCAGAUAAAUACCCAUUAAGCUCUCAAAAAGGUCAUUUGAAAUAUUUAAUAGUGAAAUAAAGUAUGUGUAGUUUCUUCUGUUAUGUCCUUAUAUCAGUAAUUAGUUCUGCUCUAGGCUUUUCUUUCGAAAGUACUUCCUCUGCAUUACUGACCCUCCUGCAGCGUGUGAGUCUCCAGAGCUGAGGUAAGGCUUUCAGAACUGAACAAGUACAAUGUGUUACUGUAACUGCCACACAGCUGUUGCUUUCAGUUUGAAUCUUCACAGUGAGAAAAGAAUGUUUUCUAUGUCCUUGUUCUCAGUUCAGCUGUAGUACAUUAAUGCUUAUGUUUUUGUUUAAUUGCACUUCUUUCAUAGUUUAAAUUUUUAAAAGUUGUAUCUAAUUAAUGUCUUUUAAACAUUACUUGACUAUAUGGUUACAUUAAAUUUUGUUUACCAAAACA
Molecule: messenger RNA, 7722 nt
Organism: Meriones unguiculatus (Mongolian gerbil)
Lineage: Eukaryota; Metazoa; Chordata; Mammalia; Rodentia; Muridae
Gene: Klhl24
Product: kelch like family member 24
Exons: 9
Coding region: 278-2080 (600 amino acids)
Molecular function (GO): protein binding
Source: RefSeq, a predicted model, not a curated record